Molecule: messenger RNA, 1337 nt
Organism: Bombus pyrosoma
Lineage: Eukaryota; Metazoa; Arthropoda; Insecta; Hymenoptera; Apidae
Gene: Fam92
Product: protein FAM92A-A
Exons: 10
Coding region: 150-1247 (365 amino acids)
Biological process (GO): cilium assembly
Cellular component (GO): ciliary basal body; ciliary transition zone
Source: RefSeq, a predicted model, not a curated record
CUUAAAUGUAUAACAGUUAAAGGGAUAAUGCACCACCUGCCAGUAGUAAACUAUCGGUGGGGCAUCCAUACGGACGUAACAAUGGAACCUUCCAUAUGAAGAUCGAUCGAUUUAAAUAAAAGAAAAGUUGCGAAAUGAUAUAGAACAAAAUGUUACGUUCAAGAUCUCAAAGCAGCAUUUGGGAACAAGAAGCAAAGUUUGUACAAGAUCGAAUAUCCAACGUAGAGAAACAUUUUGCAGAAUUAUGCACGACAUUUGCGGCAUAUACAAGAAAAGCUGCUAGAUUACGCGAUAAAGGAGAUGAAAUAGCAAAAAUUAUCGAAACUUACGCUCAAUCGGAAACGAUAAAUCAAUCAUUAUCUAACGGAUUAGCAAACUUUUCUGCAACUUUGUCAGUAAUUGGGGAUUAUAGGGACGCUAAAGUGCAGAGAUUCGAUGCCAAAAUAAUUUCUCCACUUUCUCAAUACGCGACAAUCUGCAAACACGCUCGUGAUGACGUAAAAAAUACAUUUACAACACGCGAUAAAGAAUUGACAAGAAAAAGACAUCUAGAUAGGCUUAGGGAACGAAAUCCUAGAAACAGACAGAUGAUUUCUCAAGCCGAGUCUGAGCUCAUGAAAGCUUCUGUUGAAGUUUCAAGAGUUGUUAAAGGUUUAGAAGAACAAAUCGAUGCAUUCGAAAAGCGGAAAUUGCAUGAUCUGAAAACUGUACUUUUGGAUUUUAUUAUCAUUGAACUAAGUUUUCAUGCAAAAACUCUUGAAUUACUGACAAAAGGUUACCAGGAUAUUGCAGAAAUCGAUGAAGUUAAAGAUUUAGAGGACUUUCAAAUAAUAAGAGGAAACAUGAAUGGGGAAUUUCGUGAAGUAAUGCAUAUACCCGAUUCUAUUGCGAGAUUGCCUACCGUUGGACGAACUUCAUUUCGGCAGUCUUAUUCACUUACCAAUUUGGCAAGUCGUUUCAUGUCUUCGCCCGCAAAUUCUCAGAAAUUAGCUAAUCAUGCAAUCGAAUCUACCUCGAUUGAUUCUGCAAAGUCGAGCUUAAAGACAAACUCUUCAGAAUCUGUACAGAUUGAGGAAUUUAGAGAUAGUUCAGAAGAAACAGAGUCUGAAUCUACUAAAGAGAAACCUAUUGAACUGCAAGCUAAUUCUGGAUAUAAGGAUUCAACAAGACUUAUUGUCAAAACAAUACCACCAAUUCCUAUAUAUCAAAAAUUUCUAACAAUGCCUAUGAUGAUCAAGCAUGGGUGAUCUAAUAGUAUUUAUCUAGCACUGAAAUGUAUUGUAUAUUUUUACUUACAAACAGAAAGGAAAUAAAAUAUUCAUUAUACCACUACUUUA